GUCUGCUGGGGAUCGUCGAGCCGGCGAUUUCAACGAAUAGGAAGGAGCAAGAAAAAUAGUGGAUAAUAGGCGGCAACUGACAAAUCAACUCGGGGAAGGUCCUCGCGCAAACCAACAUCUUUCGCUUUUGCGGUGAGAGGUUUCAAGCUUAACUUAAGCAACAGGUGCGUGCAGCUGAAUGCGCGUCUCUUGGCCCAUUGCGAACUACGUGCUCUCGAGUCCUCGCUAGAAGAAGCACGCUGCCUCAUUUUGCAUGGCGGAAACAGACGAAAAUUCGCCUCUGGCGGGCGAGCCCAAGGCGUCGUUGGUCAACGAAGGUGGCUGCAACGCGGCUUCUUCUGAUCGGCACGAGCAGCAUUCGUCAUCGGCCAACAACUCCGGUUCUCAGGCCGUGACGGAAGUCUGCUUGACUCCCCGCUCCGACGCCAAGGAUGCGACGGACAGUUUGGGCCGCAAGUCCGGCGACAGAGAAGUAUGGGGCAAGAAGGCCGAUUUCCUCCUGUCCGUGAUUGGAUUUGCCGUGGACCUGUCCAAUGUGUGGCGCUUCCCCUACCUCUGCUACGCCUACGGCGGGGGCGCGUUCCUGGUGCCGUACAUGAUCAUGCUGGCGGUGGGCGGCAUUCCCCUCUUCUUCAUGGAGCUCGCUCUCGGCCAGUACCACCGCAAGGGCGCCAUCACCUGCUGGGGAAGGCUGGUGCCCCUCUUCAAAGGCGUGGGUUACACGGUGGUGAUGAUUGCCUUCUACGUGGACUUCUACUACAACGUGAUCAUCGCCUGGGCGCUCUACUACCUGGUGGCGUCGUUCACCACUGAGCUGCCGUGGACCAACUGCAACAACUCGUGGAACACGGAGAACUGCCUCGAGCUGGCCUACGGCCAGCGGCUGCUCAGGCUGCCCGCCAACGAGAGCUCUUCGGCCCUAGACGACGGCGUCGACGGCCGCGACACAAACGCCACCGACGACUCGGACAAGGCGCUCGCCAUUGACGUCAGGGCCAACUACACAACGCCGGCCGAGGAGUACUUCACACGCCACCUGCUGCAGCUUCAGUACAGUUCGGGCAUCGACGACUUAGGCUCGAUCAAGUGGGACAUGGCGCUCUGCCUCCUCGCCGUCUACAUCAUCUGCUACUUCAGUCUUUGGAAAGGAAUCUCCACCUCCGGAAAGGUGGUGUGGUUCACGGCGCUGUUCCCGUACUGUGUGCUCUUCAUCCUGCUUAUCCGCGGCACCACUUUGCCCGGUGCGGCCCAGGGCAUCGCCUACUACCUCACGCCGGACUUCAGCGUGCUCGCAAACCCGAGGGUUUGGGUGGAUGCGGCCACUCAGGUAUUCUUCUCCCUGGGUCCCGGCUUCGGCGUCCUGCUGGCAUUUUCCAGCUAUAACGAAUUCCACAACAACGUCUACAGAGACGCGUUGCUGACGAGUGCGGUGAACAGUGCCACCAGCUUCCUGGCGGGCUUCGUCAUCUUCAGCGUGCUGGGCUACAUGGCUCACCGCGCGGACAUCCCCAUUGAGAAAGUGGCCACCGAAGGCCCCGGCCUGGUGUUCAUCGUGUAUCCUGAGGCGAUCGCUACCAUGCCUGGCUCCUCCUUCUGGGCAAUCAUCUUCUUCCUCAUGCUGCUUACGCUUGGGCUCGAUAGCUCGUUCGGCGGCUCGGAGGCGAUCAUCACGGGCUUUAGCGACGAGUAUCCCUUCGUGAAGAGGAACAGGGAGCUCUUCGUGGCCGGCCUGUUCACGCUCUACUUCAUCAUAGGACUCGCCAGCUGCACGCAGGGCGGCGUGUACGUGGUGAACAUGCUGGACCGCUACGCCGCCAGCUACUCCAUACUGAUCGCCGUAUUCUUCGAGGCGGUGGCUGUCUCUUGGAUCUACGGGAUCAGAAGGUUCUCGGAGGACAUUAAGGAGAUGCUGGGCUUCCCCGUCGGCUUGUGGUGGAAGUUCUGCUGGGCCUUCGUGGCACCUUUCUUCAUACUGGUGAUCAUCGCCAGCGGCCUGGUGAACUACGAACGGCUGUCGUACAACGAGUACAAGUACCCGUGGAGCGCCGACGCUGUGGGAAUCUGCGUGGCAGCCUCGUCGGUGCUCUGCAUACCCGCGUUCGCCCUGUGGAACCUCAUCCGGACGCCUGGAACGCUGGCACAGCGGCUUCGGCUGUUAACCACGCCCUGGCGUGACCAGGAAUGCGACUUCAAGAAGGACGCCAGUGCCUUGGCGCCCAGUCCACCUCCGGUCAGCGUCUAGGGGGCGCGCGCAGCGGCUGGGUCGAAUGCAGCGAAAUGGAGACUCGGGAUUCUCGUCAACUCAGCUUCCUCCGGGGAAUCGUGACAAGCCGAGUACCGAUGUUCUCUUGGCCCUGUGCGCUUGUAUUUAUGUACACAUACUCAGCGUAUACUCAACGUCCA
Dermacentor andersoni is the source of this 2403-nucleotide messenger RNA. RefSeq names its product Sodium-dependent dopamine transporter (gene DAT). Lineage: Eukaryota; Metazoa; Arthropoda; Arachnida; Ixodida; Ixodidae. The record is from RefSeq and is a predicted model, not a curated record. Gene Ontology annotation, molecular function: dopamine:sodium symporter activity. Gene Ontology annotation, cellular component: presynaptic membrane; plasma membrane; axon. Gene Ontology annotation, biological process: sodium ion transmembrane transport; dopamine uptake involved in synaptic transmission; amino acid transport.